GUCUCGCGAUGAUUCCGCAUCUUCUCGCUGAGCUCAACCAUGACGGUGUUUGACUGAGGGAUUGAGUCGGAGGGAUUGGAGCUUGGCUCUUGCAAAGUAAAGCUUGUUGGAAACCCUGAACAAUAAUCAUGUCUCAGCUGAGUGGGAAGGUCCAGACCGUCUUGGGCUUAAUUGAACCAGACCAACUUGGCCGCACUAUGACCCAUGAGCACCUGACCAUGAGCUUCGAGUGCUGCUACUUCCCUCCUCCUCCGGGUGACGAGGCGGUGGCAGAGAACCCGUUCCAAAUACAGCACAUGCAUUGGCUGAGACAGAACCAGUACAGCUGCCACGAGAACCUGCUGCUGCAUCAGGAGACCAGCGCUGUAAGGGAAGAGCUGAUGGUCUACAGGAAGGCCGGAGGGGGGACGAUAGUGGAGAACACCACUACAGGCAUCGAGCGAGACUUGCCCACUCUCAAACAGCUGGCGAAGGACACAGGGGUCCAUAUCAUUGCAGGAGCGGGGUACUACGUGGACUGCACACACAACGAGGCCACCAAGAAGAUGAGUGUGGAGAAGCUCACAGACAUCAUCAUCAGCGAGGUUCUUCACGGCGCCGACGGCACAGACAUCCGCUGCGGUGUGAUUGGAGAGAUUGGGACUUGCUGGCCAAUCACAGAGAGCGAGACGAAGGUGCUGAGGGCGACGGCUCAUGCUCAGACCCAGCUCGGCUGCCCUGUCAUCAUCCAUCCCGGCAGGAAUCCCGCCGCUCCGGCUGAAGUUGUCCGUAUACUUCAGGAGGCUGGCGGUGACAUCAGUAAAACUGUCAUGUCACACCUGGACAGAACCAUAUUUGAUGAAGGGGAACUGCUGGAGUUUGCAAAGCUGGGCAGUUAUUUGGAGUAUGAUCUGUUUGGAGUAGAGAUGUUGAACUACCCAUACAACCUGGAGGUGGACAUGCCCAGUGACUGCCAGAGAGUGAAGACUUUGGCGUUCCUUGUGAAGGAGGGUUAUGAGGACAAGAUUGUGGUCGCACACGACAUCCACACCAAGAACCGUCUGACAAAAUACGGCGGCCACGGAUACUCUCACAUCCUGAAGAACAUCGUGCCCAAGAUGCUGAUGAGGGGAAUCUCUCAGCACCAGGUGGAUAAGAUCCUCAUCGACAACCCCAAACGCUGGCUGACCUUUAAGUAAAGAGAAAAAAAAGGGGCCGAAGAAAUGGUCUGAUAUGUUGGUUAUUUUAUCUUCUAAGGAUGGGAAAACUCUAUGAUGAAAACUUUGAAAUUUUUGCAAUAACCUCAUCAAAAAUCACUCAGAAAUGUGUGAUUGGAACAAAAAUUCACCCCCAGUGUGCAGUUGGACACAAAAAUCAGUCAUAAGUGUCCGGUUGGACCCAGAAAUCACUCAUAAAUGUACAAUUGAGCCCAGAAAUCCCUCUUGGAUGUGUGAUUAGACCCAAAAAUCACUCCGAAAUGUGUAACGGCCCAAGAAUACCUCUUAUAUGUUCAAUUGGACUCAGAACCAAAAAUCACUCAUAAAUGUAUGAUUGGACCAAAAAUCCCUCUAAAAUGUGUGAUUGGACCCCAGUUUUAUAAAAAUUGUCCUUACUGGCUAUGUUGGUCAUAUUAAGCAAAGCCAGAUAUUUUGAUACUAUCUUUCCAAUGGAAAAUAAUUACAGGCUGUUUUUCCACCCAGCUGAAAGAUUUUUAUAUGGCGGCAUGAUUAAUUAAAUCUUGAUAUAUAUUCUUGUUAACUCAUUAUUAAACUAAUUAUAUGAAGACCUUUUUCAA
Molecule: messenger RNA, 1774 nt
Organism: Cheilinus undulatus (humphead wrasse)
Lineage: Eukaryota; Metazoa; Chordata; Actinopteri; Labriformes; Labridae
Gene: pter
Product: phosphotriesterase related
Exons: 5
Coding region: 129-1178 (349 amino acids)
Biological process (GO): catabolic process
Molecular function (GO): zinc ion binding
Source: RefSeq, a predicted model, not a curated record